Molecule: messenger RNA, 2402 nt
Organism: Dromaius novaehollandiae (emu)
Lineage: Eukaryota; Metazoa; Chordata; Aves; Casuariiformes; Dromaiidae
Gene: SMAP2
Product: small ArfGAP2
Exons: 10
Coding region: 126-1400 (424 amino acids)
Cellular component (GO): cytoplasm
Molecular function (GO): GTPase activator activity
Source: RefSeq, a predicted model, not a curated record
CGCGGCGCCCCGCCCCGCUCCCUGGCGGCCGGAAAUAGGAAGCGGCGGCGGCGGCUGCCCGGAGACCGCGCUGCCGUGACCGCUGCCGGGGCCGCGCCGGGGCGGGAGGCGCCGGGGGCCGCGCCAUGACGGGCAAGUCGGUGCGCGACGUGGACCGCUACCAGGCGGUGCUGGCCAGCCUGCUCGUGGAGGAGGAGAACAAGUUCUGCGCCGACUGCCAGGCCAAAGGGCCACGAUGGGCAUCCUGGAAUAUUGGUGUAUUCAUCUGUAUUCGAUGUGCUGGGAUCCACAGGAAUCUAGGAGUUCAUAUAUCCAGGGUAAAAUCAGUCAAUCUCGACCAGUGGACACAAGAACAGAUACAGUGCAUGCAGGAGAUGGGAAAUGGAAAAGCAAAUCGUCUUUACGAAGCCUACCUGCCAGAGAACUUCAGGCGACCUCAGACAGAUCAAGCUGUGGAGAGCUUCAUUCGUGACAAAUAUGAAAAGAAGAAGUACAUGGAUCGAAGUAUUGACAUCAGUGUGUUUAGGAAAGAAAAGGAUGACAAAUGGAAAAGGAGUAAUGAGCCAGUAUCAGAAAGAAAACUGGAACCUAUCAUCUUUGAGAAAGUGAAAAUGCCUCAAAAGAAAGAAGAAACACAACUGUCUAGAAAAAGUUCCCCUAAAUCUACUGAGCCAGUAAUGGACUUGCUAGGACUUGAUGCUCCUGUGACAACCACUGUUCCAAAUGGCAGGCCUAGCAGCUUAGAGAAGGAUCUUGAUCUCUUCGCAUCAGUGGGAUCAAACUCUGACUCCAGGAAGGUCGCCGGUUCUAUGCCAACGUCUGGAAGUGCUGGUUCUGUUCCUGAAAACUUGAAUCUCUUCCCUGAGCCAGGAGGCAAAGGGGAAGAAGCAGGGAAGAAGCAGCUCUCUAAAGACUCUAUCCUCUCCUUGUAUGGCUCUCAAACACCUCAGCUGCCUGCACAAGGAGCAAUGUUCAUGGCCCCAGCUCAGAUGGCAUAUCCUGCAGCAGCAUACGCUAGCUUUCCAGGAGUAGCCCCCUCCAGCGGCAUGAUGGCACCGUCGGUGGGAAUGGUGGCCCAGCCUGGAGCUGCAGGGAUGGUGACUCCCAUGGCCAUACCAGCUGGCUAUGUGGGUAACAUGCAGGCUGCUGUCAUCGGUGUGCCCAACGGGAUGAUGGCUGCGCAGCAGACUGGCUAUGUAACUGGCAUGGCAGCGGUUCCGCAGCCAGUUUACGGUGUGCAGCCAGCACAGCAGCUUCAGUGGAACAUCGCUCAGAUGACCCAGCAGAUGGCUGGGAUGAACUUCUAUGGAGCUAAUGGCAUGAUGGGAUAUGGACAGUCAAUGGGCGGAGGAAGUGCCCAGGGAAGCAAUCAGUCCCUCAGCACUCAGAUGUGGAAAUAAUCCCUUGCAUUGUGACCAUUUUUUGCCUUCUGUUCUGUUCUUCAAAACUGUUCCAUGAGACAUUCAGGGUUUUUCUUUCCGGCUGGCUGCCCAGCCUGAACCUCUUUCCAUAACUGAGACCCAUCUCUGCCUUUUUUACUGUAAGACAUGGUGAAACCUCAGUGACCAGAACAUGAGCUCCCCUGUAUUUAGCACAGUCAAUGCACACUCCUGGGGUGGACCCCCUCCUUGCACAAACCUCCACUAAUGCUUCUGGGUAGCACUUAAUGUCCUGCUGGGUAUCUUAGCAGAGGUGUGACAGAAGAUUUUGGGGAAUUUGGACUUAAUACUGCCUGUACUUUCAGGCCUUUUAAGAAUCACUUAAGCUCUGGUGUUAGUAGGGGUUUUGGUUAGCAGAGGGGUGGAAAUCUUGUUUGGUGCUGAGGAACUGGAUUUUAACCCAAACCCAGGGGCAAGCAAGCCUUGCUACCUCUUCCCUUCAGUGGAGUUCUCCAGAGCUGAGGCCUUGUGCUCGGCUCGCCACCCUUCAUUGGAACCAAAGUCAUUCGGAAGACCCCCUCUCUCCCCCCAUGAGCAAGCAGGAUUCUCGCACAGUGUGGGGGCAAGCUGUUUGGAAUGUGAAACUUGCACUUCAGAGUGGCUUUUCUGUCUAAUCUGUGGUAUUGAUGUAUUUAAAAACUUUUAACAAACUAACCAAGAGUUAACUUAUCAAGGGCUGAGAGCCCACUGCAAGUUUUCUUACACUUUUAAAAUGACUAUGACAUCCUAAUUUAUACUUUUUCAUAUUUUUUUUGUUCCUGUGUAAUGCCGGUACCCAUUCCCCGUUAGCUUUUGACAUUUUAAUCUAGGCCUGAAAAGUGGGUUGGUCAGAUUUCUUUUCUCAUCUUCAGUAGAACACAACUGCUUAAAAUCAUCAGCGUGAACAAGAAGUCAGACUUCCUCAGUCCACUUUAUCCUGUGUAUAUGUAAAUUCCCAAAUAAAAUAUUGCAGUGAAAACUCAA